UUCACCAGACACCCAGCUCAGCAGGCCAGCAGCGCCCUCGCUCGCCCAUGGCCCUCCUGCUCUCUCUCCUCUCGGCCCUGCUGCUGCUCAGCUGUGGCCCCGGGGGGUCUCUGGGCUGUCACCUGCCUCAGCACCACGUCCUGCUCAGCGGGGACAACUUAGUGCUUCUGAGCCAAAUGAGCACAAUGUCCCCUUUCUUGUGUCUCAAGGACAGAAAAGACUUCCGAUUCCCCAGGCAAACGGUGGAGGGCCGUGAGGUGCAGGGGGCCCAGGCCGCCACUGUCCUCCACGAGCUGCUCCAGCAGGUCUUCAACCUCUUGCUCACAGCGCCCCCCCCUGCCGCCUGGAACACGACCCUCCUGGGCCAGCUGGGCGCGGGGCUCCACCGGCAGCUGGGGGACCUGCACGCCUGCCUGGGACCACAAGGAGAACUCAAAUGA
Messenger RNA from Miniopterus natalensis, 440 nucleotides. NCBI's taxonomy places the organism in Eukaryota, Metazoa, Chordata, Mammalia, Chiroptera, Miniopteridae. The record is from RefSeq and is a predicted model, not a curated record.